AUGAGUAGCUUAUUUGUUUCUGUUACCAUCACCCCAUGUGCACCAAUGGCUCGUGUUGAAGGGGUUAUUAAAAAAAUGACCAUUGGAUAUUCAAACACUAUGCAACAUUGUCAUAAAACAAAUAAUCAAAUAUUGACACAACCAAGUAUACCAAUGAGUAAUUAUGGUCUUGAUAAUGAAACAGGGGAUUUGAUUAUUAGGAUAGAUGAUAUUAUUGGGUCAGCAACUUCAAUGGAAGGAAUUCAGUUUUCUAUGGAUCAAAAAACAUUAACACGAUAUAGAGUUGUCCAAUUACUUGGUCAAGGAACAUUUGGUCAAGUUGUUAAAUGCAUUGAUUUAAGUACAAACAAGUAUGUAGCCAUUAAAGUUUUAAAAAACAAACCAGCAUAUUUUAAACAGUCGUUGAUUGAAGUGACAGUUCUACAUUUCUUAAAUGAUUAUUAUGAUAAUUCUCCACAUAGUAGAAUAUUAAAAAUGUUAGAUUAUUUUAUGUAUUAUGGUCAUAUUUGUAUAGUCACUGAAAUGCUUGGCCUUGAUUUAUAUGAACUUAUGAGAAGAAACAGAAAUCAUGGGUUUUCUAUCCAGACAAUUCGUAAAUUUGUUCAACAAAUUUUGAGGGCAUUACUUGUAUUGUCUAAAGGUAAUAUUGUCCAUUGUGAUAUUAAACCUGAAAAUGUUUUAUUAGUUGGACAAACAUCAAAAGUUAAACUGAUUGAUUUUGGUUCAGCUUGUUUUGAAAAUUAUACAUUGUAUUCUUAUAUACAAUCUAGACAUUAUAGAGCACCUGAAAUUGUAUUAGGACUUCCAUAUUCAUGUGCAAUUGAUAUGUGGUCAGUUGGAUGUAUGACAGCAGAAUUCUUUUUAGGUUAUCCUCUUUUUGGAGCAACAAGUGAAUAUAACUUAUUAUUUAAAAUGAUUGAAAUGCUUGGAACACCACCAAUAGAAAUGCUUGAAAGAGGAACUAAAACACACAAAUUUUUUUAUAACGAAGAAGGAACAUAUUUGUUUAAAGAACAAUUUGAAUAUGAAUAUGAAAAUAAUUGUAAAAUCCCACCAAAUAAAAGUUAUUUUAAAUACAAAACAUUAAAAGAAUUAAUUUCAUUAAAUCAAAUGAGAGUCUCAAAUGCUGAACCAGUAUCAGCAGAUAAUGUUAGAGAUUCUCUUUAUGAUUUCUUAAAACGGUGUUUGGCAUAUGAUCCUAAAGAACGAUUAACACCUGACCAAGCACUUAAUCAUCCAUUUAUUACUGAUAGACCACUUGAAGAAUAUAUUCUACCUCCUCGAUUGUAUCCAUACAUAGAAUAUGGUAAAACUGUUAGUUUAGAACAAAACGAUUUUGUUAACAUUAUGUUAAAAGAAAUUCCAGAAUUAAGAUAUAUUCGUGGAUGUUAUAAUACUCAACAAUACUUUAAAAUAUAUAAAACUGCUCUUGAUCAUGGACAUGUAGUUAAUAUAUUAGCUGAUUCUCCAUUACGUGGAACAAUUACACCACCAUCACUCUCAUCAGUAUUUAUUCCACUUCCAGAUCCUAGUCUGGACUAUAUCCAUCGGCAACAAACAUUACCAAGAUAUUUCCUUGCAACUUCUGUUAAAGUUGACCAACCAAUAUUACGGUUUCAAACAACACUUAAAACAGAAACUAAAGAAGAGACUGGAACUGGUUUAAUAAAGUCUAAUCCAAGAAGAAUAGUACCAACACUACACAAUGACAAAAAGAAAGGUGUUUCAUUACCUACAUCAUUAGAAUCAUCACCUGGAAAAACAACAAGUUCUGCAUCUAAAUUACAUAAAUUAAUGAAAAUGGAAGAAAAAAUAGAGAAAGAACGAGAAAAACAACUUGAAAAGGAAAGAAAGAAAGAGGAAAAACAACGAAAAAAAGAAGAAAAGAAAGCAAUUAAAGCAAAUAGUCGAGAAAGUAGUAAAGAACGAUCUUUUGAUAAGGCAGAAGAAAAAUCAAAAAAUUUAAUCACAUCAAAGAAAAUAACAAGAAAUUCUAGUAACAUAAAUUUAACAGGAAGUUUUAAAGAUAUUUAUUCAGUUGGAAGUGUUCAAGAAGGAACAAUUAAUGAAGUUACAUUAGCAUUACCAAAAAGAUCUGAUUCUAUGGGAUCUAUUAAAAAGAAAAAAUGGGGAUUUUCUUUUUUCCACAGGGAAAAGAAAGACAAAAAAGAUUCAACAAGUCAACAAGAUUCUCUCAAUUCACAUGACUCUGAAAUGUAA
Molecule: messenger RNA, 2220 nt
Organism: Entamoeba dispar SAW760
Lineage: Eukaryota; Evosea; Mastigamoebida; Endamoebidae
Product: protein kinase gsk31, putative
Exons: 3
Coding region: 1-2220 (739 amino acids)
Biological process (GO): peptidyl-threonine phosphorylation; peptidyl-serine phosphorylation
Cellular component (GO): cytoplasm
Molecular function (GO): protein tyrosine kinase activity; protein serine/threonine kinase activity; ATP binding
Source: RefSeq, a predicted model, not a curated record